Molecule: messenger RNA, 4418 nt
Organism: Otolemur garnettii (small-eared galago)
Lineage: Eukaryota; Metazoa; Chordata; Mammalia; Primates; Galagidae
Gene: ATP10A
Product: ATPase phospholipid transporting 10A (putative)
Exons: 21
Coding region: 1-4398 (1465 amino acids)
Biological process (GO): phospholipid translocation
Cellular component (GO): plasma membrane
Molecular function (GO): magnesium ion binding; ATP binding; ATPase-coupled intramembrane lipid carrier activity
Source: RefSeq, a predicted model, not a curated record
AUGCGCACGGUGCGCUCCAACCUGCUGCCGCCCCCGGGCACCGAGGACCCCGCGGCGGGCGCGGCCAAAGGCGGGCAGCGGCGGCGCGGGUGUGGCCAGCACCUGGCGGACAACCGGCUCAAGACCACCAAGUAUACGCUGCUGUCCUUCCUGCCCAAGAACCUCUUCGAGCAGUUCCACCGCCUGGCCAACGUGUACUUCGUCUUCAUCGCGCUGCUCAACUUCGUGCCGGCGGUGAACGCCUUCCAGCCCGGCCUGGCUCUGGCGCCGGUGCUCUUCAUCCUGGCGGUCACUGCCUUUAAGGACCUGUGGGAGGACUACAGCCGCCACCGCUCGGACCACGAGAUUAACCACCUGGGCUGCCUGGUCUUCAGCAGGGAUGAAAAGAAGUAUGUGACCCGAUUCUGGAAAGAAAUCCGUGUGGGAGACUUUGUGUGCCUCCACUGCAAUGAGAUCAUCCCUGCAGACAUUCUGCUGCUGUCCUCCAGUGACCCUGACGGGCUGUGCCAUAUAGAGACCGCCAACCUGGAUGGAGAGACCAACCUGAAAAGGAGGCAGGUUGUCCGCGGCUUCUCAGAGCUUGUCUCCGAGUUCAACCCCUUGACGUUCACCAGCGUGAUUGAGUGUGAGAAGCCAAACAACGAACUGACCAGGUUUCGUGGUUGCAUCAUACACGAUAAUGGGAAGAAGGCUGGACUCCAUAAAGAAAACCUGCUGCUUCGAGGAUGCACCAUUAGGAACACCGAGGCUGUCGCGGGCAUCGUCAUCUAUGCAGGACACGAAACCAAGGCCCUGCUGAACAACAGUGGGCCUCGUUAUAAGCGCAGCCAGCUUGAGAGGCAGAUGAACUGUGAUGUGCUCUGGUGUGUCCUUCUCCUCGUUUGUAUGUCUCUGUUUUCAGCAAUCGGACAUGGAUUGUGGGUGUGGCGGUAUCAAGAGAAGAAAUCAUUAUUUGACGUCCCUGAGUCCGACGGAAGCUCUUUAUCCCCAGUCACAGCGGCGGUUUACUCGUUCUUGACAAUGAUAAUAGUUCUGCAGGUUUUGAUCCCAAUUUCCUUGUACGUGUCCAUUGAAAUCGUGAAGGUAUGCCAGGUGUACUUCAUCAACCAGGACAUGGAGCUGUACGACGAGGACACAGACUCGCAGCUGCAGUGCCGCGCCCUGAACAUCACGGAGGACUUGGGGCAGAUCCAAUACAUCUUCUCCGACAAAACUGGCACCUUAACCGAGAAUAAGAUGGUUUUCCGGAGAUGCACCGUGUCUGGCGUGGAAUAUUCUCAUGAUGCCAAUGCCCAGCGUCUGGCCAGGUACCAGGAGGCCGACUCGGAGGAAGAGGAGGUGAUGCCCAGAGGGGGCUUAGCAUCCCAGCGAGGCAGCAUUGGGAGCCACCAGAGUGUUCGGAUGACACAUAGACCCCAGAGCAUGAAAUCCCACUGGCGCACAGGCAACCGGGCUGAGGCCAAGAGAGUGGGCAUACUGUCCAAGCGCACGGCCUUCAGCAGUCCCAUGGAGAAAGACAUCACUCCCGACCCAAAGCUGCUGGAGAAGGUGAGUGAGUGUGACAGGUGCCUGUCCCUGGCGCGGCACCAGGAGCACCCGCUGGCCCACCUCCCGCCAGAGCUGUCUGAUGUUUUCGACUUCUUCAUCGCGCUUACCAUCUGCAACACCGUAGUUGUCACGUCCCCAGAUCAGCCACGACAAAAGGUGAGAGUGAGGUUUGAGCUGAAGUCCCCGGUGAAGACGAUAGAAGACUUCCUCCGCAGGUUCACCCCCAGCCGCCUGACCGCAGGCUGCAGCAGCAUCGGGAGUCUGUCCACCUGCAAGUCCAACCACAAACCGAGCUUCCUGUCCAGCCUUUCCAGCGAAAGCACGCUUCUCAGGCUGGACGAGAGGCUGAGCCCGCCCACCCCAGCCGUCGCCACCAAUGGCUACGGCAGCCAAGUGGACGGCUGGGUCACGGAGCCUCCCCUGGAGCAGGAGCCCAAGCUAAAGCCGGAGGAGCUGGAGCUGCGGUAUGAGGCCGAGAGCCCCGACGAGGCAGCGCUGGUGUACGCAGCCAGGGCCUACCACUGCACACUGGUGGAUCGCCUGCACGACCAGGUGUCGGUGGAGCUGCCCCACCUGGGCCGGCUCACCUUUGAACUCCUGCACACACUGGGCUUUGACUCCAUCCGCAAGAGGAUGUCGGUGGUGAUCCGGCACCCGCUCACUGAUGAGAUCAGCGUCUACACCAAGGGGGCCGACUCCGUGGUCAUGGACCUCCUGCUGCCCUGCAACUCAGAUGAUGCCAGAGGAAGACAUCAAAAAAAGAUCCGCAGCAAGACCCAGAAUUUCCUCAACCUGUACGCAGUAGAAGGCCUGCGCACCUUGUGUAUCGCCAAGAGGGUUCUGAGCAAAGAGGAGUAUGCCUGCUGGUUACAAAGCCACCUAGAAGCAGAAUCCUCUGUGGACAACCGCGAGGAACUCCUCUUCCAGUCUGCCAUUCGCCUGGAGACCAACCUGCAUCUUCUGGGUGCCACAGGGAUUGAAGACCGUCUGCAGGAGGGAGUCCCUGAAACCAUCACUAAAUUACAGGAAGCAGGCCUGCAGAUUUGGGUUCUCACUGGCGACAAACAAGAAACGGCCAUCAACAUCGCAUACGCCUGCAAACUGCUGGACCACGAAGAGGAAGUCAUCACCCUGAACGCUGAAUCCCAGGAAGCCUGUGCCGCCCUGCUGGACCAGUGCCUACACUACGUGCAGUCCAGGGGCCUCCGCAGCAACCCUGAGAAGACAGACAACAAAGUGACUGUGGGAUUCUCCCCUCUCAGCCCACCCCCCUCACCCACUGCCCCCAACCCCGGCCCGAGCCUCGUGAUCGAUGGGCGAAGUCUGGCCUAUGCCCUGGACAGAAACCUGGAGGACAAAUUUCUCUUCCUUGCCAAACAAUGCCGGUCAGUUCUCUGCUGUCGAUCCACACCUCUACAGAAGAGCAUGGUGGUAAAGCUGGUCAGAAGUAAGCUCAAGGCCAUGACUCUGGCCAUAGGUGACGGAGCCAAUGACGUCAGCAUGAUCCAGGUGGCAGAUGUGGGUGUGGGAAUCUUGGGCCAGGAGGGCAUGCAGGCAGUGAUGGCCAGUGACUUCGCAGUGCCGAGAUUCCGACACCUCGAGAGACUCUUAAUUGUCCACGGACACUGGUGCUAUUCCCGGCUCGCCAACAUGGUGCUGUACUUCUUCUACAAAAACACGAUGUUUGUGGGGCUGCUGUUCUGGUUCCAGUUUUACUGUGGCUUCUCUGCGUCCGCCAUGAUCGACCAGUGGUAUCUCAUCUUCUUCAACCUGCUCUUCUCCUCGCUUCCCCAGCUUGUGACUGGGGUGCUGGACAAGGAUGUGCCGGCCCACAUGCUGCUGAGCAAGCCCCAGCUCUACAGGAGCGGCCAGAACAUGGAGGAAUACCGGCCACGGACCUUCUGGUUAAACAUGGUCGAUGCUGCCUUCCAGAGCCUGAUUUGUUUUUUCAUUCCUUACCUGGCCUACUACAAUUCGGAUGUGGACCUGUUUACCUGGGGGACGCCCAUCACCGCUAUCGCACUGCUCACCUUCCUGCUGCACCUGGGUAUCGAAACCAAAACCUGGACCUGGCUCAACUGGAUAACUUGUGGCUUCAGCAUUCUUUUGUUCUUCACUGUGGCUUUGGUUUACAACUCUUCUUGUGCGACGUGCUACCCUCCGUCCAACCCUUACUGGACUAUGCAGACGUUACUGGGCGACCCUGUGUUUUACUUGAUAUGCCUCAUAGCGCCUAUCACGGCCCUGCUGCCUAGAUUGUUUUUCAAAGCCCUCCAGGGAAGCCUUUUCCCCACCCCACUGCAGCUGGGACGCCAGUCAGCCCGGAAGUUCCCCAAGAGACUCAGCACUCCCACAGAGACUUCCCAGGGACGCCCUGGGGGGGAUGAGCACUCCACCAGGGAAAGUGUCAGCCCCCCUGCACCCCUGUCCCAGGACUGUGCCUCACACCCUUCUUGGCACACGCAGCCAGCUUGCUCCCCAGAGGCCAGCGGGGAGCCCAGCGUGGUGGACACCAGUGUGCCUUUGAGGGAUGACACCGCACUGGAGGGGCUGAGCACACAGGCCCCAGGGUCCUCCAUGUGGGGGGCAGCGGUCCCGGAAGGGUGUCCCAGGGAGUCCAAGGUGAAAUCCACGAGUGCCGGCAGGGCGGCCCCUCUGUCGUCUCUCUUCAGCCUGCCCAGCUUCAGCUCACUCAACUGGAUCUCCUCCCUGUCUCUGGUCAGCGGGCUGGGGAGUGUCCUGCAGUUCUCCCGGAGCAGUUUGCAGAUGGACAAGCCGGACGGGGACUUUCUGUCCGGCCCCUCUCAGGCAGAGCAGGACUUACGGGGACAGACCACAGACUACUUCUAGGAGCACCUCCAAGGGGUCGC